AUAUUUGAUUUGUAAGUUGUAACAAACCCAUCACGCGGAACACGCGCGAUGGAUCCCCCCAAUUCCCUCUCCUGACGUGCGGUUAUUUUAUCAGAUUUGCUCUAUUUAUAGCACAGCUCAGUGCAGCUGUUCGGAGAAAAGCAACAAGUCUGGUGCCAUGGCGGGUGGUGGAGAAGGCGACGCCGGCAGCGGCAGCGGCGCUGUUCACGUCGUCAUGUUCCCCUGGCUCGCUUUCGGCCACAUAAGCCCGUUCGCGCAGAUGGCGCGCAGGCUGGUCUCCGGCGAGGCCGCCGGGGUCCGCGUCACGUUCCUCACGGCCGCCGGGAUCGCGCCGCGCGUCGAAGCCAUGCUGGCUUCCGCCGCCGGCGCGGUGAGGGUCCUGCCCCUGAGCCUGCCGCAGGUCCCUGGCCUGCCCGCGGGCGCCGCGAGCACCGCGGACGUCUCGGCCGACGGCGCGGAGCUGCUCAAGCUCUCCCUCGACGGCACCCGCCCCGAGGUGCGCGCGCGGCUCGCCGAGCUCCGCCCGGACGCCGUGCUGGUCGACUUCACCACCCCGUGGGUCCGCGACGUCGCCGAGCCGCUCGGCGCCAAGGUGCUCUACUUCAACGUCUUCUCCGCCGCCGCCUUCGCUUACGUUAAUGUCCCUGCCCGCCUCGCCGGCGGGAAGCGGCCGUCGUCCGCCCGCGACCUCACGGUGGCGCCCGCCGGGUUUCCAGCGGCCUCGGCGCUCGCCUCCAUGCCGCCCCACCAGGGAGCGGACCUGGUGUACGUGUACACCAGCUUCCACGGCAUGCCGUGCGCGUCCGACCGCGCGGUUGCCGGCGUCAGGGUCAGCGCCGGCCUCGUCAUGAAGACCUGCCGGGAGAUGGAGGGCCCCUACAUCGACUACAUCUCCUCCCAGUACGGCGGCAAGCCCGUGCUCCUCGCCGGACCCGUCGUGCCGGAGCCGCCGCAAGGCGAGCUCGAGGAGCGGUGGGCCGGCUGGCUCUCCUCCUUCCCGGACGACGCCGUCAUCUUCGCGUCGUUCGGGAGCGAGACGUUCCUGCCCGCCGCCGCCGCGACGGAGCUCCUGCUCGGGCUCGAGGCCACCGGCCGCCCGUUCCUCGUCGUGCUCAAUUUCCCCAAGGGCGGCACGGGCGCGGCGGCGGAGGCCAAGGCGCGCACCCCGCCGGGCUUCGAGGAGCGGGUGAGGGGGAGAGGGCUGGUGCACACGGGCUGGGUGCAGCAGCAGCACAUCCUGCGCCACCGGAGCGUCGGCUGCUUCGUGAACCACGCCGGGUUCAGCUCCGUCGUGGAGGGGCUCGUCGCCGGCUGCCGCCUGGUGCUGCUGCCGAUGAAGACCGACCAGUACUUCAACGCUGCGCUGUUCGCGCGCGAGCUCCGCGUCGGGGUGGAGGUGGCGCGGCGGGACGAGGACGGGUGGUUCGGCCGCGGGGACGUGGCGGACGCUGUCGCCGCUGCGGUGGCCACAGGAGGGGAUGGAGAUGCGGGCAGGUGGAGGGAGUUCUUCACUUGCGACGCCGUGCAGAAUAAGUUCGCGGCUGACUUCGUCAGGGAGCUCAAGGAGGUCGUGAGGGCGUAACAGCAAGCAGAUACCCUAGGAAAACUAGGGGCUUAACAGCAGAUACUCCUUGGCCGCGGUGUUCACUGGCAUUAGCUACACCUACGCGUGGUCCUGCACACAGGCACAGGAAGGCGAGGGCACACAGGCACAACAGAUGGAUGAGGUGAAAACAUAAUUGGUUUUAGUAAAAAAAAA
Panicum virgatum (switchgrass) is the source of this 1759-nucleotide messenger RNA. RefSeq names its product anthocyanidin-3-O-glucoside rhamnosyltransferase-like. Gene Ontology annotation, molecular function: UDP-glycosyltransferase activity. The transcript has a single exon. The coding region runs from base 158 to 1582 and encodes 474 amino acids. The record is from RefSeq and is a predicted model, not a curated record. NCBI's taxonomy places the organism in Eukaryota, Viridiplantae, Streptophyta, Magnoliopsida, Poales, Poaceae.